AUGUCGGCGUUGAGCGCCGCGCUUUGUAGACGCGGGAUAAUCCUCUGGCUGGCCGUUCUACUGGCGUCACGAUCCACGCAUUCUGCGCCGGUAUACGAUCAGGAUACCACACAGGUCGCGGAGUACGAUGGAGCUACCGCUGGAUGUUACUUCAACUUCCAGCGUUACCAAGAAGGAGACAGGAUCAUCACGAGCGAACCCUGUCUGAAUUGCACAUGCCACAAUCGAAUGCUGAUGUGUUACCUGAAGGUCUGCCCGUUCACCAAGGCGAUCGGUCAGGAUUGCACGGUGGAGAAGCGUCCGGAUCAGUGUUGCCCGGUGAUCACUUGUCCGGAAGUGCCGGUCCAACUGCUGACGUCGACGACGAGCUUGCCGGCAACCUCGGACUCCACCGAGCUCGGCUUCCACGAUAAUUACGGUUGCAAUGUCGACGACAGAUUUUAUCCGGACGGCGCUCAGCUACCGGUGGACCAUCACAAUCCUUGCGAGCUCUGCUACUGCAUCAGAAACAGAACCACCUGCGUCAUGCAAGAGUGUACUUUACGAGUGGCGGGAUGCAAACCGGUCUACCAACCGGGUGUAUGCUGCCCGAUCAAAUACAAUUGCGAAUACGACGAGGAACCCAGCACCACGGUUGGUCCGACACCGGGUCUCAUCAUGACCACGACGCUGCCUCCCGGUGUGUUGCCGCAAUGCUUCCACAAGGGUAAGGUCUACGAGGACGGCGAGCUGAUUUACUCGACUCAGCCGUGCCAGCAUUGCUAUUGCUUCCGAGGCGAGAUCGCCUGCGCGGUGCAAAAUUGCGGGACGCCGAUGCAGGCGCACGGAAAGAAUUGCACGGCUGUACCCCCGCCGGAAGGAGAAUGCUGCCCGACUACGUAUGAGUGUGAGGAAGACGGGCAAGGUGGAAUCAUCACGCUACCAGAAGGCGAAGAACAACUUCCGGAGCAAGUACCGCACGACCUGCAAAUCACCGAGUCGCCUAUGCUAAUCGAUCAGGAUCAGCAGGUGAAGACCGAACAGCCUCAGCAGGAAUCAUUCCCAGGUGCCGACAACGUUAUACCGUACGAUCACGGUCACGGCACGGAAGAAGAGGAGGGUGUUCAGGGAACUAUCGAGCAUGUCACGGAGGAACGGGUCCCGUCUACCGAAAAAUCCGUGCAAGAAGAAUCCUCAACGGUACCGGCGGUCGAGCAUGCUGAAGCGGAAACUACUCCCUCUGAAAGGGAGUCUACGCCUCCUCAGGAACGUAUCACUGAGCCUCCUGCCGUCGAGGAAGCAUCGGAAGAAGCGGUGACAGAAGCUGAACUGCCUGCGGGAACGGCAGCCGCGGAAACGGAAGCGCCUGCGAUCGCGCAGGAGGCUGAAGGUAGCGAAGCGCCCGCUGUUGAAGCUUCGUCCAUCUCGGAAGGCUUGCAACCGGGCGAGGAAACGUUAAUUACAGAACGCGCGCCUGAAGAACACGUGAGCACGGAAGAAAGCGCGCUCGAGAAGGAACACAGCACUCCCGCUAUCGUCGAAGAAGUACAAUCAACUGAACCUGCUAUCAGCGAGGAGACGCAGACCGAAGGUGCGACGAAACCGGGACUGGAGGAGACCACAAGUCCACACGAGAGACUCCCAGCGCAGGUUUCAGAAGAAGUGACCGAGGCAGAACAGGUGACGGAAGAAGGACAAGUUAGUUCGUCGGAAAUGCCGGAGAGACCAGAAAUCUCGACCGAAGUCGCGGAGGAGGCGACAUCCCCGAUUGCAGAAGUUGAACAGCCCAGUGUUACAACUAUUCCUGAAUCCGUCAAAGAGUCGACGGAGGAAGGCGAAGGCAGGAUACAUCCAGCGGAAACCACACCAGGCGAAACUCUGGCGACGGAGACCGAAUCGCCGGUAAAAGAAACGACCGCGACCGUAGCUCAUGAGGCGUCCAGUACUGAACAAGCCGUUACCGAAAAAGAGGAAAUAUUGCAUCCGACUGAAGCCAUUGUUACAGAAGAGGCUCAUUCGACCGAAGCGAGUCUGUCCGAGGAACAACCUGUCGAAGAAGAAGAAAAGCCAACAGCAGGUGAGGACGAAGGUGAGAAGGAGUACAAGCCAGAAGAGCCAACAUCCGAGCAUCCGGUAACCGAAGAACAACGUGUCACCGUUGGCGCCAAGAAAGAAGACUCUGGCUUGACUGAGAGACCAGCUGUAAGCGAGGAACCAGAAAUCUCGGAGGAGCAAGAAGAGGAGAAAUCAACUCCGGAAAUUCCAGCUGAAGGUCCAACCGGCAUCCCGAUUCCCGAAAGAAUGCCAGAACAGAAGGCGGAGGAUAAGUAUCACGUGACUGAGGGUUACGAGGACUUCACAGGUCCAGAAGUCAUCCCCGAUAAUCUCGUGACCGAAGCUCCGCAGAAAAUACCUACGUCACAUCUCCCGCCAGAGACUACUUUGGCACCGUCGGAAGGAACCGUGAAACCCGUUGCGGAAGAAGGCACUGAAGCACCAGCGGAAGGAGAAACCGCGAAACCGAUAGUGGAGGAAGGUGUUGAAGUACCGGCGGAAGAGACGGCGAAACCAGAAGAAGCUAAAGAAGCACACCUACCGACGGAGAAAGAGCCUACUGCUACUGAAGCCGCUACAGUUUCUGAAGAACCUAAAGCGGAAAGCACUCCUGAAGCAGCUGAAGGUAGCACAGAGCCUUCUACAACUACAGUUACUCAUGAAGGACACAUUCCAGAAAAGCCUGGAGAGACUGAGAAACCUAGUGUGCCAGCGGAAAUCGAAACUGAAACGCCGCAAACGGAAGUUCAUUCAACGGAAAAAGCUCCUAGCGAAGAAUUACCCAUGAAAGGACUCACCAUUGAAGAAUCUGGCGAAAGUUCCGCUGAGGAAAUCGGCGGCGAUUUAGGUGAGAAGGAAUCGCAACCAAAGAAAGAGGAGGAAUCAAGCGAGGGAGAAAGAGAAGCACAGCCUCCAUUAACGUCAACGGAAGCGGAAGCUGCACCUGAAACGCCUGCACCGAUUCCAGCCGAUCAUGAACACUCGACAAUGCCUUCGGAUCUUAAAGAAGAACAAACAACGGAAGGUGUGCGAAUUACUACGGUAGUCCCGUCUAUCGAGCAAUCGACGCCACAACCCGAAGAAGAGAAAGGAACCGAAGUUACCUCUGUCGAAGAAGAGAAAGGAACUGAAGCUGCUCCUGUCGAAGAAGAAAAAUCGGUUACCAGCGAGAAAUCCGGUGCGGAAGAAUCUACCGCGACACCGGGCGUAACUGCCGAAGUAGAGAAGGAACCACAAACUGCAAAACCUGUUUCGGAAGAAGGAGAAAUUACGGAAACGACCAAGGUAACUGAAGAGAGGCCUACAACGCAAGCACCCGCUGUCGAAGAAGAAAAGACUGAGCAACCUGAGCAACCUGAACAGUAUUCUACGGAGGGAGGUUCAGAAGAAGGUGCCGUUACAGAAGGCCAUGAUGUACGGGAAACUGAGGCCCCUACCAUCGGGAAGAAACCUGAAGAAACGGAAGGCACGGAAGGUGUACCUACCGAAGGUGCCGAGCAACAAACCGAAGCCGCGAUAACUGAGGAAGAACCAUCCGAAGGAACUGCGGGAGUGCAACCGACGGAGGCAACUGGUAUCGAACAGACAGAAUUGCCCGUUACCGCAGUGCAUCCUUCCAAGAAACCAGAAGAAGAAGGUGAGGAGGAAGUCUCUGUUCCUGUAUCAACGGAGGAGGUGCAGACGGAAGUUCCUAUAGUUGAGACUGAGUACACUGAGACACUGGCAAUGGAGAAGGAGACGGAGCAGACUGAACCUUCCGUCAGCAAAGAACAUUUGCCAAUUCAACCUUCGAUUACAGAUCGUAAGGAGGAUCAAGAAUCUGUCGAACCAAAACCAAGCGAAGGAGAGCAAGAAGGCGAAGAGCAAAUGACUCAAGAGCCGCUCCUUGGAGAAAAAGAAGUAACGGAGAUGCACGAGGAGCCGCAGAAACCGACAGGUCUUCCUGAAACAGAAGGAACUCACGUUCCACCCGAAGAAGAAGUUGUCACCGAACCUGCUUUACCAACCAGAAAACCGGUCGAAGGAGCCGAUACAACGGUAUCCGUUGGCGCAGAGGAAGCUGUUACGUUACCGGCCUCGAGCGAGCAACCUGAAAUAGCCAGCGAGCAACCAAAAGAAAUUACAACACAACCAUCCGAAGAAGAGAAACUGACUCAAGAACCAGUCAUUGAAGAACAGCCUGAAUUGCACAUGAGAAAAGAGACCGAAACACUCAGCCCGGUUAUUCCUGAGGAACCCACCAGCGUGACUCCUGAAAGUCCGCCUGUGGAGGAGGAAGGUGUAGGUGUCAGUGAAUCAACCGAAGGCGCAACGAGCGAAGGUACCAUCAAACCAGAAUUAAUUUCUGAGACACCCGAAAUCGUCGAAGAACAUACAGAGCAAGGAAGUGAAGCUCCUGGACAAGAAAUCGUGACCGAAACUAUACCUUCGGAAGAAGAGAAACACGAGCAAGUUACACAGCCACCAAUGACGCAAGAGAAACCAACUGAAGAAGUAGGUGAAGGUAUAUCUGUCGAGAUAUCUACGGAGGAAGCCGCAAUUACGGAAACACCUAAAAUACCCGAAGAACACUCAGAGAAACCCGAAGAACAGCCAGAAAAACCCGAAGAACAACCAGAGGAACUCGAAGAACGGCCGGAGAUACCCGAAGAACGUCCAGAGAAACCCGAAGAAAAACCAGAGAAACCCGAAGAACAGCCAGAGAAACCCGAAGAACAACCAGAAAAACCCGAAGAACAACCAGAGAAACCCGAAGAACGGCCCGAGGAACCCGAAAAACGGCCCGAGAAACCCGAAGAACAGACCGAGAAACCCGAAGAACAACCUGAGAAGCCCGAAGAACACCCAGAGAAACCCGAAGAACAUCCAGAGAAACCCGAAGAACAGCCAGAGAAACCCGAAGAACAGCCAGAGAAACCCGAAGAACAGCCAGAGAAACCCGAAGAACAGCCAGAGAAACCCGAAGAACGGCCCGAGAAACCCGAAGAACGGCCCGAGAAAUCCGAAGAACGGCCCGAGAAACCCGAAGAACGGCCCGAGAAACCCGAAGAACAGCCCGAGAAACCCGAAGAACAGCCCGAGAAACCCGAAGAGGAAGGUAUAGAAACAACGGCGGCGACGCCAGCUCGGGAGUAUGAGGAAUACUCGACGGUCGCUCCGGAAGAAGAAAUACCUGUAGUGAAAAUCACUACUGAAGCGCCUACGAAAGAAGAACCUCAAUAUUCGACGGAGCACCCAACGAGCGUUCCCGAAGAGACUCCCAUAGAAGAAGAGACCACAUCGGAGAUUGCUCCUCGUCCGUCGGGUAUUCCAGGAGAAGGUAACUGUCUUGUCGAGGGACAAUCUUACAACAACAAUUCGGCCGUUCCACCGGCGAACGACUGUCAAAUCAGUUGUCGCUGCGUCAGCAGCAUCGUGGAAUGCGAGCUCGUGGAAUGUCCUCCACCACCGACGCAUCUCAUAAACUGCACGCCGGUUCGCAUGGGCGGAGGAUCAUGUUGUCCGAUCUACGCAUGCGGUUCGCCUGUUCCGACUGAUGAAUUAAAAUCCGAUAGUCAUAUGGUGGAACCUCACGCUCCUGAGAUGGAAAAAGAAGAAGGCCAGAAGACUCUCCCGCCGGCAGAAGUGACGACGGAGCAAACUGUUGCGGAGGUUACCGAAGCGGUAAAAGUAGCUAGUACGGUAGCUGGUGAAAUCAGUACGCCGGAAUCUCAGCCUGCAGAAGUCACUUUAUCUUCUGUUUCUCAACCGGAAGAAGAGGCGACUGAAAAGCAGCAAAUGACUGUCAAGUCUGUCGAGCCAGCUUAUGAAGAACCGACUACAGUCGGACAAACUGUUGAAGAACAGCCUGAAGAGCAAACCGUUAGUCCUGUACCCGAGAAACCAGAGGAAUCUACUCAGUUUAUCGAGGAGGAAGAACAUACUGAAGCGGAAGGUGUCUCGGAGGAAACUACCGAAAGCAAGGUUACCGGAGAGGAAGAAGAAAUAACAAAACCAGCAAUUUCGACCGAACAACCGCAAGAAGAGACUGUUGAAGAGCAAACUCCUGUUAGCGGCGAAGAAGAGCAAGUGAUCACUUCUACACAUGCACCUGUUGAACAGGAACCUCAUGGUGCUAAGGAAGAAAUUUCAACUUCUCACAAGGAGGAAGAAAUUACCAUUCCUACCGUGACAGAAGAAGAGAAAGAAACUUCUGGUCCUGCUGAAAUAGAAGUUUCGACAUCUGCUGAAGGAGAACAAGAAGUCACGACUGUUCCUGCUGGUAAAGAAGAAGAAAUUACUAUACCGACCAAAGAAAAAGAAAGGCCCACCGAAGAAGAAGGUAUCGAAGGACAAGCUACGCUCAAGCCGAUCGAAGAAACCGAAAAAGAGCAACCAGAAGAAGAGAAAGUUCACCCAACUUCUGAGGAACCAAUUUCUGGUAUCACCGAAGAGCACGAGACAUCUACAAAACCGGAAGAAGCAGCUAUUGUAACGGAAGAACAGCCAACGAAACUGGGAGUUCCUGAGGAAGAAAAGACAAUCGAGCCAACUGAAUAUGAGAGUACUUCUAUGCCUGAAAUUUCGCCGACAACGGAACGUAAGCCCGAGGAAGAGCCUAAGUCCGAGGAAGAGGAAAAGAAGGAAGAAACUGUCACGUCAACUGAAGGUGAACAAGUUGCUCAUACUGAGGAACCUGAAAGUCAAACGAAAUUGCCCAUCGGUGAGACAGAAACACAAAAACCGACCGCACCUGCUGCCGAAUCGACGACUUUGGUACACGAUCAUACAGCAACCGAAGGUACGCCGAUAGAGGAACACGUGACUGUACAAGUUUCUGUGGAAACUCCCACGGAGGAAAGUAAAGAGGAAACGGAAUCAGAAGUUUUAACUGAAGCUCCUGUGACCGAAGAGGAGCACAUUACCGUUCCUACGUCACCUGUUGAGGCAGAAACUCCUGGUGGUGUAACGACUGAACAGGAAGGAACAGAAAAGCCUAGCGAGGAAACCGCCAAGCCAACUGAGGAAACUGCCAAACCAACUGAGGAAUCUAUUCCUGGAGUUUCUCCUGAGGAGACAUCGCUGAAGUCAGUUGAACCGACGGAAAGCACGACUGGAGUAGAAACUACGGAGCAUGUUGAAGAGUCUACGGAACAUGAAGGAGAGCCAUUCGUCACGAAAUUGCCAGAAGAAAAACCAUUGGAACCAGUAUCUCCAGAGGUCAGUACGGAACAACCAAUGAAAACUACCAAAGUUGAGGAAGCCACCGAAGCGGAAGCAGAACACGAAAAACCCACUGAGCCUAGUAUCGUUCAUGAGCCGGAAAGUACACAGGUCCCGACCAAAGAGUAUCCAGAAGUCACACCUGAAACCGAAUCUCAUACGACUGAAUCACCCGCUGAAGAGCAUACAGUAACUGAAGAGGUGCAAACGAUAGCUGUACCUGUACAAGAGGAAGCUGGUGAACAACCUGUCACACCGAUCGUAAAGGAAACUUCUGAGCCAAGUCUGAGCGAAACGGAAACUGAACAACCUGUUUCUCCCGAAGUUCCCCAACCCGAAACUCCGACUGAAGAAGAGGAACAUAUCACUGUUUCGAUCGAAGAGCACACUCCGACACCGGAGGAACGUCCUGCGGAAGAACAGACUGUUGCCUCUCCCACUCCCAGUGAAGGUGAGACGUCGGAAGCUGGCGUUACGGUAGAAGAAGCCACGCCGGAAAGUGUGACGAGUCAAAUAGAGCAAGUGAUCGAGAAGACUGCUGAAAGUGCCAAGCCAGAAACAGAGUUGCCCAGUUUACCGGAGGAACAAACUGCGGCUCCUGAAGUUGAGAAAGAAGUUGGUGAGGAAGAGCAAAAGCCUGAAAUUGGAACAACGGAAGAAACGAGUAAGGAAGAAGAAACGAUCACGGAAGAAGCGGGUAAGGAAAAAACAACGGAAGAACCUGUAACUCACGCUGGUACGACGGAGCAGCCUUCUGUGGAGCAAGAAAUAACAAUACCGUCUGAAGUACCGGGCGUAAAAGUUCAAAUACCAGAGGAAUCCGAGGUAACAAUUCUUCCGCAGAAACCCGAGGAGGAAGCUCAAGUUACGAGUGAGCCGGAACAUCCAGUGAGUGAAGAAGCGACAAUUGCGGCAAGUUUGGCACCUGAGGAACACUCGACCGUACCGGCAGAAACAGAAGAGAAAGAAGGUACUCACGAGCCUGAGCGCGAGACAACGUUGUCUAUUCUAGAAGAGGAGGUAUCGAAACCAGCUACCGAAGCUAGCGAAGUGGAAAAACUUCCAUCGGAAAGUCCCGAAGGAGAAUCCGUUGCAACUGAGAGUGCAACGCAGGAACCAGAGAUACCUGUCACGAGAACUUCCGUUGAAGUAAGCUAUCCCGAACAGCCCGAAGAGAUUUCACCCGAAACGGAAGAGCCAAUUAAACCAGUACAAGAAACGGAAAGGCCCGAGGAGCAACAAAUUGAAAUUACCACGAAAGCAACCGAAGCCGCUGUGACUGAAGAAAAAUUACCGGGAGAAGAGGUAUCGCACAUUCCAGAAGCUGAAGAGAAACCAACGGGAGCUCCUUCGACAGAGAGUGAAGAAGAACACGAAGCACAUUCAACUGAGCCUUCUCAUCCAAUUGAAACGACUUCGGAACAUGAGGAAGAAGAACCGUCGGUAACGAAACUGCAGCCUACUGAAGGUCCUCUUCCUUCCGAAGAGGAAACCGUGACACCGGAAGAACCGCGGCCUACCUUGCCUGAGGAAGGUGAAAAGGCUCAACCUGAGGAACACACAUCGGAAACGCCGUUAGAACCAGAAGAACAUACGCCGGAAACGCCAGUAGAACUAGAGGAACAUACACCGAAAACGCCAGUAGAACCAGAGGAACACACGCCGGAAACGCCGGUAGAACCAGAAGAACAUACGCCGGAAACGCCAGUAGAACUAGAGGAACAUACACCGAAAACGCCAGUAGAACCAGAGGAACACACGCCGGAAACGCCGGUAGAACCAGAAGAACAUACGCCGGAAACGCCAGUAGAACUAGAGGAACAUACACCGAAAACGCCAGUAGAACCAGAGGAACACACGCCGGAAACGCCGGUAGAACCAGAAGAACAUACGCCGGAAACGCCAGUAGAACUAGAGGAACAUACACCGAAAACGCCAGUAGAACCAGAGGAACACACGCCGGAAACGCCGGUAGAACCAGAAGAACAUACGCCGGAAACGCCAGUAGAACUAGAGGAACAUACACCGAAAACGCCAGUAGAACCAGAGGAACACACGCCGGAAACGCCGGUAGAACCAGAAGAACAUACGCCGGAAACGCCAGUAGAACUAGAGGAACAUACACCGAAAACGCCAGUAGAACCAGAGGAACACACGCCGGAAACGCCGGUAGAACCAGAAGAACAUACGCCGGAAACGCCAGUAGAACUAGAGGAACAUACACCGAAAACGCCAGUAGAACCAGAGGAACACACGCCGGAAACGCCGGUAGAACUAGAGGAACACACGCCGGAAACGCCGGCAGAACCAGAGGAACACACGCCGGAAACGCCGGUAGAACCAGAGGAACACACGCCGGAAACGCCGGCAGAAUCAGAGGAACACACGCCGGAAACGCCGGUAGAACCAGAGGAACACACGCCGGAAACGCCGGUAAAAUCAGAGGAACACACGCCGGAAACGCCGGAAGAACCAGAGGAACACACGCCGGAAACGCCGGUAGAACCAGAGGAACACACGCCGGAAACGCCGGUAGAACCAGAGGAACAUCCGGAAACUGAGCAAACCUCGGAAGCUAUCGUACCAACGGAAGAAUAUCCAAUCAAGGUUUCCGAUGUUCCAUCCGAACUACCCGAAGAAAAGAUUACCGUUGGUCCGAUACCCGAAGAACCGGAACCUGAAGCUCCGACGAGCCCCGAGGAAGCUCCGCACUCGACGGAAACGCCGAUCGAGGAGCACACCACGAAAACGCAGCCGAUACCCACGGAAUUACCAACGGUGGAGGUCACGGAAGAACUUCCCGAGGAAGGUGAAGAGGUUGGUCAGCCGCAGAUUGGUCACUUCCCGGCCACCUUGAAACCGGAGACCGACGAAUCCGCAGAGGGUGAACUGACGCUCGGACCUGACGAGGGACAUCUGCGACCGGUUAAUCACACCGCUGAAGUGACCGAGCGCCCGUAUCAACCUAGCUUCCACGAGCGACCGUCUAGCACCUUGGCGCCUCAUCUUCCAGAAUAUCCCGACCAAUCUGUGUCUGGCGAGGACGGUUCUCACUUCCCUAUGCCAGGUGGCGGCAGUUACCUGAACCCUGACGAGGACUACGAAGAGGACGACCAGACGGUCUUCGGACCGGGCACCUGUCGAUACGGCGGCAAGGUCUACGUCUCGGCGCAACAGAUACCCAGGGACGACCCGUGCGACUUCUGCUUCUGCUUCAGAAGCGACAUCAUUUGCCUCCAGCAGAGCUGCCCACCGCCGAUCCCGGGCUGCCACGAGGAACCGAUCAGUGGUUUCUGUUGCCCGAGAUACGAGUGUCCCGUGUCGAUGGCCACGGCUUUGAAUUUGACCACCACUACCACCACGACUACCACCACGCUACCGCCGCUUUUCCACCAUCAGGCUUACAAAGGCGCCGCGAGACGAAGCGGCUGCCAGAUUCGUGGGCAAGCUUAUCGGGUAGGAGAUGUCAUUAAGUCAGCGUCUGGACCUUGCCGCAAUUGCACUUGCGAAGGUGACGGCAAUAUGAAGUGCGAGCCGAUAAUGUGCAGUCCGGAACCGACGCUGAGGCAAAUAAUGGCUACGGUGAAGACAAGCGCGAUUACAGCCAAGAGGAGGAGAUGAGCCGCCGAGCUGGGUCGCGGGAUUCGUCUCUACCAAGAAACAUAUACGAGAAGGAAGUCGACAGCAGGAUUCAGUGUUGUAUAAAAGUGAAUUAAAAUUAUUCUAAACUACCUAGACGUCGCGGAACACAGACAAUAGUGUGCUUCGGCGAUCACGAACUGAGUGGCCAAAACGUAAACGUUUAUAUUAAUAAUAUUAUAUUAUGUUAUAUAAAAAGAGAGAAAGAGAGCGAAAGAAAGAGAGAGAGAGAGAGAGAGAGAGAUAAACGACGGAGAAAAUGGCAAUGAAAAUCCAGUUGGAAAAUCAUAGGGGAUUAACUGCGUAUCGAGGCGCAUUAUCGGUGCUAAUACGCUAUAACACGGAAAGAGGAAGCGAAGUAGCGCGGACGUAGAAGAUGUAAUUUCGUUGGUGAUAAUUCCGCGCUCUAUCUCGCAGAGUAUUUCAUACUCCCUGGAGAGGAAAAGAAACGAAAGGAAGAGAAAGAGGAAGAGAAAGAGAGAAGGAAAAAAAAAUUACUGAACGUACGAGACUUAUGACUGUGCCUUCGUCAGUGUCGAGUAUCAGCGGCACUACUUUCGUUUCGGCAACGAGCGCCGUCCGCAGCCACGGUCAUCGUCGUCGGUAUCAAACCCGAGUCGGUCGCGAUCGCGACUGACUCGCAGGUGAUGGGGGUAAAAAAUAAAAAAGGGAGGAAAUGCGACGAACGCGUUUCGUGCGACGCACGAAAAAAAAAACGAAAAAAAAAAGAAGAAAUAACGAGAAAAGCAAUUCAAUGCGCCGGCCGAUCGGUCGUGCAGUGAUACUGUAACAGCGAGGAGAAUCGUUCCGGGGGAUACCACGAGGCCCACACGGGAAUCGGCUAUAGCUAGCGGAGUUUUUGAAACACUUUUCUACGCGAACUACACGUCAACUGCACGGUAUCCCCUAUUACGAUGCGACGUCAGUGAUCGGGAAAUCAGGGGGAAAACAGGCAGAUCGCGACGUCGUGAUCCGGUCGGCUCUUACGGUAUCACUGCGACAAUCUUGAGCGACGACGAUAUAUAAUGUCAUUUAUUUGCUACGCGAUCGAGCGUGUUCUGGAUCCGUUUAUUCGGCUGCUACGUGUGUCCCGAGGAUCGGGUCACGUUACUCACGUUUGCUGACGUUCACGCGCACUCGGACACGAUCGAGAGAUUAAUGGAUCGGCAUCGGCCGUUCGUGCUUCCGUAAUCUUAAGCCGCGAGGAUCCGGAGAUCCUAGUCGUUUUCCUCUCGGGGAAAAAACUUUCGAUCGAGCUGUCUUCUUCUUCCCCUUCUUCUCUUCACCCCUUGUCUUCCUCCCUCUUAAUCAUCUUUAUUUUUUAAUCGAUCCGCCACUAUACGUACACAGUGCCAACGAUCGUGUCCCAGUGCGCGCGCGGGUGUGUGUAUGUGCGUGUGUGUGCAUGAUACAUAUAUAUGUUAAAGAUGAGAGGAAGCCAGAGACGAAAGAUACACGCAUCUCAAAGCUCAAACAGCGGCUCGCGCGGAGGACCGAUCGAGAAUUUGCUUCUCCG
Molecule: messenger RNA, 12391 nt
Organism: Dinoponera quadriceps
Lineage: Eukaryota; Metazoa; Arthropoda; Insecta; Hymenoptera; Formicidae
Product: titin-like
Exons: 7
Coding region: 1-10857 (3618 amino acids)
Molecular function (GO): protein binding
Source: RefSeq, a predicted model, not a curated record